ACAUCUUUUCUACAAAAAUUUGCUCAUUUACUGAGGGAAUUACCGACGGAUGGAAUCCAUCGUGAUUACCAUUAUUCCGACGAAACCACCGUCGGUAUCCUUGUAUUUUAUUCUUAAGCUGAAUAGAUAUUUUAUUUUUUAUUUUUAAUGUUAAAUAUUUACUGACGGAAUGAGAUCCAGCUUAAAUAAAUAAUACUGUACUUUCAAAAUAGCAGAAUAUCGCGCCCUAGCGCCCCAAAAUCUAAAAAUACGUUUUCCUUCAACCACCGCGAGCUACAGCCACCGCCGCCGUCGCCGAUUGUUUCGCCUCCAUUUUAGAUUUGACGUUUUUGUAGCACAAGACAAAAAUAACGGAAGUAGCCAAAGAUGUACAGAGCAAAGCGUCUCUACCAAAUCACCACACCUUGUCAGCAGCGGUUGAGUCACUCCUCGGCCGCAUCGAGAGUCGGUUAUGAACGUAAAAGGAAGAAAUGGAUGCCGCAGGAGCUCACGCGAGGUGUGGUGGAGCUCACGUGCAAGUCAUCUGCGCCUAGCGGCGUCUGCAAUGUCUAUUUGGUUGGAACUAAUCACAGUUGUCUGGAAUCUGGGAGUUUAGCUCAGGCUGCAGUGAAAUUCUUCAAGCCAGAGGUUGUUUUCUUGGAGUUGUGCUCUUUUCGCAAAUUUAUGAUAACGGGUCAACCUAAGAAGGUACCAACCAUUCGAGAAAUGGUGGAUAUGUGGAGGAAGAAUAUGACUGCUUCGUUUAUUCUUUUCGAGUGGUAUGUUAGAAAGUGUGAUGAAUCAUGGGAUGGUAUAUAUAAUGGAGAGUUUUACUUGGCAAAUGAGGAAGCAAUAAAGUAUGGAGCCAAGGUUAUACUUGGUGAUCGACCAUAUCCGGUUACAAUGAUGAGAUAUAUAGGCAAGACGUCUCUCACGCAUUUGAUGGUGCCACGAGAGAUAAGUUUGCCAGAAGAUUACCGCAACAAGAUCCAUGGAAAGAUUCAUGCUGGCACAAUUGAUCGAUUCAACGAGGAGUAUGCCAAGCAGGAUCCUACGAGGGCACAAACUUUCAUGGAUGAGCGUGAUCAAUAUAUGUCAACAAAGCUACUAGAAGUCGCAGUCCAGCAUGAAUCCGUUGUUGCUAUCGUUGGAAUGGGCCACGUACCGGGAAUAACAAAAUACUGGAAUCAGAAACACCCUAUCGACGUUGAGCAACUUCUUAGCAUUCCAAAACAACCAAUAACGGUGGGGAUACUUGGUUUUAUUGGAGGAAUAUUAGUCAUAAUCUUGAAGGCCAUAAACAUUAACAUCAAAAGGAGCAGUCGAGCGGCUCCUUAAUUUGCAUCAUCAAAAAAUGAAAGGUGGUUGCUCUCUUCACCUUCACCACCCUCUCUUAUUUGGAUCAACAGUCAAAAUGGCAUCUCAUGUAGAACAAAAUAUGUUGCCAUGACUUCUUCAACUCUAGAUUGUUGCACAACAAAAAUUAAAGUUUGGUACUCUAUCUUUUUA
This is a messenger RNA of Salvia hispanica, 1488 nucleotides long. RefSeq lists its product as uncharacterized. The record is from RefSeq and is a predicted model, not a curated record. Gene Ontology annotation, cellular component: mitochondrial outer membrane. Lineage: Eukaryota; Viridiplantae; Streptophyta; Magnoliopsida; Lamiales; Lamiaceae.